Messenger RNA from Drosophila mauritiana, 977 nucleotides. RefSeq lists its product as uncharacterized. The record is from RefSeq and is a predicted model, not a curated record. The transcript has a single exon. NCBI's taxonomy places the organism in Eukaryota, Metazoa, Arthropoda, Insecta, Diptera, Drosophilidae. Bases 91 to 396 code for a protein of 101 amino acids.
UUAAAUUUGAAAGUCGUUGUCAAGGAAUAGAGUUGGGCUAGACAGCUUAAAAAAUUUUUAAUUUUAUUUUUAAAUUUUAAAUUGAGCGAAAUGUCUGAACUUUUGAAUCAAUUGAAACGCCAGAGGGAAGAGGAUUCAACGAAUUUUUUUGAGCCAUCCAGCAAACGAUUCAAGUACAAGCAUCUGAAUGACGAGAUUAGGAGCAGCUGCAGCAUUUCGUAUCUGGAGGAGAGCGAUACUCGGGGAUCUGUAGAAUCAGGAUACUCGCCGGAACUUGGACCCAGUGAAAAUGCCUACUACCUGCAGAACCAGAUGCUUUUCAACUUGCAUGUCGAGCGGGAAAUGCGCAAAAAAUUACAAAUAAUUUCUAGGAAUAACUUAAAUGUGCAAAUCUGAUUCUAAUUGAAAUUUGUAACAAUGAACCUUUUCAAAUGGUUGACUGAUAUUUUCCCACCGUGUAAAUUUCUUUGCAGUGGCCAGAGUUGUGGCCGGCAACUGUAUCCUUAAAGCCAAGUUAAGGCAGCUUUGGCCUGGCUUUCUCGCUCCCUUCAUCCUGCUCCUCCUCCUCCUCAUCCUCCUCCUCCUCUUCCUGCUCCUCCUGCUUGCACUUGUGCUGCAGUGGCAGGCAAAUUUUCUGCUCAAAAUGCAAUGCAGGGAAUGCAAUAAAAGCGAUGCGAGAGCCACUAAAUGGAAAGUCGCAGCAGCGCCUUAACUUAAGUGCACUGCUGCACUGGAUUUGCAGGAUUUAAGAUUUAAGAUUAAAGUGGAGUAAUUACGGAGCUUACUUAAACAAAAGCUGUGUUACAAACAAUGUUUAAAUAGCAUUAAGUUAGUAUGAAAACUACAUAUUAGAAAAAUGCUUGUUAUUUUUGGAAAGUAUAAUAAACAAAGUUAUUGUUGCCCACUUGUAUAAUUCCAGUUGCAAUAUACUCCUCGAAAACUAUGAACAUGCGGCCAUAAACAGCGAAUUGAGUGCG